AUGAAGAACUACGAAUAUCCUCGGGUCCGACCCCCGACCUCUCUGCAGCCCCCCCAAAACACUGCUCCUGCACGUUUCUCGUGGAUGGAAACACCGGCGGACGAAGAGAAUCGGGCCUGGGAUCAUAAUUCGGGAAGAGAAAGGAAACCAAGUACCCCAGCACCACCGGCGCUGCAGCUGCAGAACAUGGAAGCGCCGCAAGGAACAUUGCUGGUGCAGCACCCACAUCAGAUUCAGAAUCCGGCGGUGGCACAACAACAACAACAGCAGCAUCAGUAUGUCCAGGAUCCACGGUACCCAAGCGCCUACACCACGCCGCAAAUACCUGUACAAGUACCAAGUGUGCCCACACCAUCACCUCCUCAAGAACAACAAUCAAUCCCUCAGCCUCCUGAUCCUGUGAAGCAGCCCUCAUCGGACAGUAAGCCAUCCGUACCCAUUGGCCCCGACGCCAAUCCGCUAGUACCUACCGCUCCUAGGGGACUACAGAGAGCCAACACGAACAUGGCGAUCGUUCCUCCUUCUGCCAGUUCGGCACAUUUCUCUAUCGGCGUAUAUACGCCAAGCCCACAGGCGAUCAAAGGUGGCGCAUGGCAGCACGCGAUACUCUGGGGCUGUGAGGCUCUUCAGAAUUGGUUGAAGCGCCAAAUUGAUAAUUGGGAUAAACAAAAUGACGCCUCAAAUAAACCAGAUGAAGACUCAAAUGGACAGGAGGAUGUUCCGAACGAACAAGCUGAGGCCUCGAAUCAACUAGCUCUCAAAUUCUUCGGCCACGAUCUUGGGGACCGAUGUAUUGCGCCAAACGCUGCUGGUACCAGAUGUCAGCGUAAUGUGAAACAGGACAACCGGGAUUGGCGCUGCAACUUGCGCAAAAUACUCCUGUCAACAGACACUACAAGCUCAUUGUUUCGCCGAGCUUUAGAAGCGUAUAUCAUCUCUUGCACCUGCCACAUUAAGCACAACACUAUUCUCGAGGCUAUUCAGCAAUACAUGCCCCAGUGGGAAGACGAAUUGAUCGUCUACUACCAGCAGAAAAAAGAUGCUCUUGUAGCGGAUCAUACGAUGGAAGCUGCCGCUGUCGACAGUGCCCGAGAAGAUGUUGAAAACCUUGAACCUUUUGCGAACGCUGUUGAAGAACAACUUGAUUCAGAUGGAGAGGAUGAUGUCCAUGAUGACUCUAAUGAUUCCACCACAGAGAGCGGCGAGGAGGACGUUGAUGCUGCUGAAUCCCCGCACAUUUCUCGUUGGCGGGGAGGAUCCAGUGCGACCCCACCUCGAUUCACACCGUACAGGAGGGACGAAAACAUAUGGGAUCUGAUGAUUCAACCUCCCUCAAAGAAAGAUGCAAAAAAGGGUUCCAUCUAUGUGCUUGGUUUACCUGGUGCUCGUGAGCAUUUGAAGAUUGGUUACUCCAAACGCCUUGAUGUGCGACUGGCAGAAUGGAAAGAAUGUUGCGAUCUCGAAUACAAGGUUCUAUGGCGCUCGCCGAAGGUCCGUCACCCCAUGAGAGUUGAAAAGAUCCUUCAAAUUCAGUUUGAGAAGGAGCGUGAGGAGGCAACUUGUCCGGGCAAGGGCAAGAUAAGACAUAAUGAAUUCUUCAAACUCGAAGAACAAGAUGCUCGACGUGCGAUCAUUCAUUGGAUCACAUGGAUGAAAAAGCUGAAGCCUUACGAAAAGAAACCCCCGCACACGCUUACACUAGCGUUUGUGCGCACGUUGGUCUCUCGGGACAUGGAGGGUGACCCUUUGUUGAAGUGUUGGGUUGGGAAAACAUGGUUGCCUAGACGCAUUCUGACAUAUCAUGUUGAUGACUGGGAAAUGGAGGGAUCUGCUUCACCUAUGCAGCCCGAGAAUAUGGUCGGGCAACUUGGGUCUGGAAAGAAGAAAGCUCCCCGACAGCAAGAAGCCGGGGUGAACGGAACUCUGUCAAGUCAUGCUAGCCGUCUGUUUGUACGAUAUGGGCAAAGUUCUGCUGAUAACACUCAAUAUCAGGAGCCUCUUGAUAGCUCCAAAGAUGACGAUGACGAAGCGCAUGACACACGCGUGACGCCAUCUUCUUCACGAAACAAGAGACCAAGCGGGCCAGGCUCUUCGAGUAGAGGCAAGAAAUCUUCGAGUACUGGUGAUGAUGAUACGCCAUCAAAGCCUGCUCGUAGGCCAGGUGGAUUGGAAGGUGCGAGAAAGAGCUCGUCUCAACUGUCUAAAGCCGCAUCACGAAGUCAUUGUCAGGAUGGGGCUUCGUCAACGACGCCUUCGAGAAUGGGGUCCGCCAUGUCUUCAUUGACCCUCUCACGGUCACCACCCAGUGAUGAUAUCAACGGCAUCCUCGAAGAUUAA
Messenger RNA from Exophiala spinifera, 2337 nucleotides. RefSeq lists its product as uncharacterized. Lineage: Eukaryota; Fungi; Ascomycota; Eurotiomycetes; Chaetothyriales; Herpotrichiellaceae. The record is from RefSeq and is a predicted model, not a curated record. The transcript is spliced from 2 exons. Bases 1 to 2337 code for a protein of 778 amino acids.